AGAUCAGACUGUGAAGACUCGAGAAGUCGACGUCUAGUGAACGGUCACCGCACGUUUCACGUUUAGCGUAAAAAAGUGCUGAGUGAUCAAUCCGUAAGCGUGAGAUUCCAACCAGUCAAGUUCAUAUUAAAACGGAUUUUCUCUACAUCAAACAGUUGUACUUGCUAGUGGGAACUUUUCAGGCGGCAGACUGUACGUCGUCUAUCACGUGCAUACUUCACCCGAUCCGGGAAAUUCGCAUAAACCGCGGGCUGCAAGUUGCAUCGGCGAGACCAUCGUCCGCGUCAAGCACGUCAGGGUUCACCGAACAGACAUCUCGGAGUCAUCACCGCAUCUAUCCGUAUAGUGCAUGCUUCCGCAGGCCACGUGGGCAUUAAUAAACGAUCGAACUUGUACAAUCAUCACGACGAGAGAGAUUGACAUCACAUUGAGCAACAUCUUGCAUUGUACGGAACGGGCGCGCUUGCGGUGGAAAAAAAGCACGCAGUUAGAAAGGAUCGACUCGUUGUUCGGCAGAGGAUCCAACGCUCAAUCAAUCGCAGCCGGGAGGACGAAGUGUACGAAGGCCAAACUCGCAAACAGUCGAAGCCCUCCUUCAUUCAGGAGGGCUUUGUUUGCAGGAUUGAUUCUGGCUACGUGCAUCGUGCAUCGGACAAACGAACAGGCACCUUCGCAUCAUAGUGCGCAGCGAUAAGAUCACCGGUGAGGCAGUGAGCUGGAGCCAGGUCCACAACCGGGCAGCGUUGAGGCGUCGCUCAUCUCCGAUGCGUGCUGAAUGGAGAGAGGAUUGGAGAUCGACGUCGGUGUGGCUAUAUAAGCGAGGUCCACGUGUCGGACGCAAGAGCUUGAUCGACGAGGGUAGAGGAGCAAGAAGGUUUUGCGUAUUGGCGUGGAACGACUGACAAGUCGUCGCAUCGGAACGAUGAGCCUCUCACCCACGGGCCGCAGUAGCAGGUUUGCAGUGCAUGAAAGUACGGGCCCGUGAGUAAACAAUAAUUAUGUUAGACAUGCAAAAGCUAGGAGCUUGAAUAGGGAUGAAGCGUAGGCAAUCCAGAUUGUAUUAAGAGGCAAUAAAAGGCAAGACGAUGAUUUUAAAUUUUGUGUUCGUUUUUCCCU
This is a messenger RNA of Armigeres subalbatus, 1116 nucleotides long. RefSeq lists its product as uncharacterized. Lineage: Eukaryota; Metazoa; Arthropoda; Insecta; Diptera; Culicidae. The transcript has 4 exons. Bases 350 to 694 code for a protein of 114 amino acids. The record is from RefSeq and is a predicted model, not a curated record.